AAGGACUAUACUGAAUUGAUAAAUUACUAAUAAUGAGAUAAGUAUAAUUUAGAGUUUUACAAACUUCACUAAAUUCGAUAUUAAAGUACAUGAAUGGAUUCAAUAUAAAAAAGAAAAACAAAAGAAAAAAUGGGAGAAUUAGUAAUAAUGAUCUUACUCCAGCUUUUCGUUUCCGAAAUAGUGCGUCUUUGUUUUCUGUAGACGCCCGGCGAGACACCGGAUCUUCGCGCUUGCUAACUCACUCUGCGACCAGUUUUCAGAUGCUCGGAUAAUCUGAUCUCUUUGUGGAAACGCAUUCCACCAAUUCAUCCGUCCUGUUUCGUCGAACCCCAAUCUCUGGUUUCAUCGUUUCGUCGUAAGAUAGAGCCCACGAUUCGGGAUUCAUCUGUGUGGAAGAACGGGCAUACACUAACCGGGAAAGAUGGUUUCUGGGCAUAUAUAAAGUAGGAAUAAGAAAAAAGCACAAAGAUGGGCUCGAAGAGAAAAUCAGCUUCUUCUAAGAAUCCACAAGAAACUUCUCAAAACAAUGACAUGUCGAUCGCGGGUCUUCAGUCUAAGCACCAAGAAGAAAUAGCAAAUUUGACUCUUCUGGUACAGCCUAUAAAAACGCUUAAGCUUUUCGCUAUGGCAAUGCUACAGCAGAUCAGACAAUCAGUGUCAUAUCUUUUCUCACAUGUUUUAUGGUUUGUGGCACUCAUCGGUGUUGCUGUGCUCUUAGGAGUGCUUCUUUUCACUACAGAUUCUGGCCAUGGAAAGGCAGAGGAAGUGCUUAAGUAUGUAAAGUUUGGAGUUUGGUGGACUCUUCUUGGUGUUGCAUCUUCAAUCGGCCUUGGAUCUGGUUUGCACACGUUUGUUUUGUAUCUGGGCCCACACAUUGCUCUAUUCACUAUAAAAGCAAUGAAGUGUGGUCGGGUUGACAUCAAGACAGCUCCAUAUGAUACGAUUCAACUGAAAAGAAGCCCAUCAUGGCUGGGAAAAGAUUGUUCUGAGUUUGGGCCGCCAUUGUUUUCUUCUUCUAAUGGCACACGGGUCCCGUUGAGCAGUAUAUUGCCCCAGGUGCAGUUAGAGGCUAUAUUGUGGGGCCUCGGUACUGCACUUGGAGAGCUGCCCCCUUAUUUCAUUUCAAGAGCAGCACACCUUUCGGGAAGUAGAUCAGAAGAACUGGAUUCUCCAUCAGAUGAUGAUAGUGGGUAUUUAGCAACUAAAUUAAAUCAAAUUAAGUGCUGGUUUGUUUCCCAUGCACAAUAUUUGAACUUCGUCUCAAUCCUGAUUCUUGCUUCGGUGCCCAAUCCUCUAUUUGAUUUGGCUGGAAUAAUGUGUGGACAGUUUGGCAUUCCAUUCUGGGAGUUUUUCCUUGCUACUUUGAUUGGAAAGGCCAUUAUUAAAACUCAUAUCCAGACUGUCUUCAUAAUUUCGGUUUGCAAUAAUCAACUACUCGAUUGGAUGGAAAAUGAAUUGAUUUGGGUUCUCAGCUUUGUUCCUGGUGUUGAUUCCUUCCUACCCAACUUGAUAAGCAAGCUUCAUUCCAUUAAAAAUACUUACAUGGCAUCCAAACCUCAUCCAUCUUCAGAUGCUAAGGUGAACAAUUGGGAGUUCUCAUUGGGUUCAGUUUGGAACACAGUAGUAUCGAUUGUGCUUCUCAACUUUUUCUUCAAGAUCAUAAAUGCAACUGCACAAAGUUAUCGGAAGAAACAGCUCGAGACGGAGAUCACUGCCAAAAAGGGCAAGUCCUCCAUCCAUUGAUUGCAUUUGGCUGUGAUCACUGCAUUUGGCAGACCUUACCGGCCACUACGUAUGUACGUUCAGCUUCGCCUCUCACACUAAUCACCAUUUAUCCCUCCCUGUCAGAAACUUUUAUAGCUGGGGAGAAGAUCAAAUACAGAAAUCACAGGUUAAAUGUUUUAUUUUAGCAGCCUGGAUUGCCAUUGUUGGAAACUCUUUGCUUUGCGCAUUAUUAGUAAUAGAGAAGUUAGCAUUAUUGUUACUAUUUGGCUGGCUUAACUGAUGACAGUCUAUUAUCAAGAGAUAGAAACUUGGUUGUAUUUUCUACUUCUUCACUAUAACGGAAUUUGGUAGACUGUUCUCCUUUGUUUCACCAUUAUUAAGCUAUAUACACACCCCCAUCAAAUACUCUCAUGCAUCCAUUGGUUCUGCGAUUACUU
Molecule: messenger RNA, 2162 nt
Organism: Cuscuta europaea
Lineage: Eukaryota; Viridiplantae; Streptophyta; Magnoliopsida; Solanales; Convolvulaceae
Source: the annotation of a GenBank genome assembly